UGGUGAUUUCCGCUUCCUGUGGGCAAAGGGCAAGCGGAAUGUAAACACGGGAGCGGGGCAGUGGUGCUCAAGUAACUGGCUCCCUCGUCGGUGCUGGGAACCGGAGGAAGAGCAGCAAAAGCAGAAUGGCUUCCUUCGGAUGGAAGAGGAAAAUUGGUGAGAAGGUCUCAAAGGUCACUUCCCAGCAGUUUGAAGCUGAAGCUGCCGAUGAAAAGGAUGCAGUUGAGAGUGAUGAAGGGAACGGGCUUCAUGCCACCAAACGCAGGAAGGAAAGUCUCCUGGAAGGCUGUGCCAGGAAAAGCAAGCAGCUGAAGGAUGAAGGAGCCAGCCUGGCUGAAAAUAAAAGAUAUCGAGAGGCGAUUCAGAAGUGGGAUGAAGCACUGCAGUUAACCCCAGAUGAUGCUACCCUAUAUGAGAUGAAGUCACAGGUCCUAAUGUCACUUCAUGAAAUGUUCCCUGCAGUUCACGCAGCAGAGAUGGCUGUGCAGAGAAACCCACAUUCAUGGGAGUCUUGGCAAACUCUGGGGCGUGCUCAGCUUGGACUAGGAGAGAUAGUGUUGGCAAUUCGAAGUUUUCAAGUAGCCCUUCAUAUCUAUCCAAUGAACCCAGAAAUAUGGAAAGAAGACCUUUCUUGGGCAAGAAAGCUCCAGGAGCAGCAGAAGAUAACUUGUUCGGAACUGCUCAGUAAAAUGAGAAAUAACCACAAUUUUAAAUAACUAAAUUAUAUCUUUCUAAAAAGAAAACAAACGUAGCGAUGUUAUUAGAAAUCCAAUGAGUUAAUAACUUAGGCACAGCACAUAUGGAGAUUGAAAUGUGAUUUGUGAUAGGAUCUCGUGAAUAGAGAAAGGUAUAUUGAAGAAGUAGUUCAUCGAAACAACACAGUUAUAGCCCCAAAUCAGUAUUGUCAUUGCUAAUGUGAACUGUUAUUUUUAUAGCACACCCGUUGUAGUACAGUUACAUAGAGCUGCUGGGCACUGUUACUUCUGACCCUCAGGAAGCUUUAUUGGUGUGAAAUCACGUUUAUCCUUGGUUGGAGAUGAAAGUAAGUUACUCUGUUUGAAGAAAUCUUCUGUUGGAGCAUUUGUUGGAUGCAUGUAAGUACUGGUUUCUAUUUUUCUGAGAUGAUUUAAGGUUUUCUUUUAGUAGAAUGUUUACCUCUUUUUUUUUUCAGAGUCUGAGAAGUCAGCACUUGCCUUGAAAGGUAUUACAUUUCCCCCCAAAGUUAUAUUAGAAAUUUAUCUCUGGUUGGCGAGGUUAAUUUUAGAAUGAUCCAAAAAACAAAUAUCAAUUAUAUUUUAUUUUAUGAAAAAUAUUCUCAGAGGGUGGGUAGUUGGGUGUCUAGAGAAGUUGGUAUGUUCUUUUGAGUUAAUGGGUAUUUGUUUAUUAUAUAAUUGGUGAAUAAGUCAUUUUUUUCUGUAUUUUAAAGAUUUGCCUAUUAUUUUGUGUUGUUAGCUUUUGGAAAAUUAGGUUUUUUCUUUCUUAUGUGAAAAUGAAAUAUGUAAAGCACUUUGUAUGUUAAGUUGCAUAUGAAGUACUUGGUAAAUGCUAGCCCUUUCUAUGAAGAGGUGGAAUUAGUUUGGAGAUAUUUAACCUCAGUUUUUCCUGAUCUUAAGAAAGGAGGAGAACUUCUUUGUGAUUUUUUUUAUCUGAAAGUGAGGAGUCACUACUUUUGAUAGAAUAGGACAGAUGGUCAUCAGUUGGGGGUUGUUCCAGAAGAGACAAGACCCGGGAUGGGGUGCAGGUUGCCACUAGAUGCUGCUGAGGAAUCUGUGUUCCCUUUGAAGUGACGUCUGUAGGCCAGGAUCGUCUCCUUCUCACUCACAUAAAGGACAUAGGAUGGUUUACACAUGAGAUGGAGGAGGAAGAGAAAUCCUGAAUUAUGGAGAAGAAAGGCAGCUCAUUUCUCCAGGCCCCAAAAGAUGCUUAGCUAACACUCUUUUGUGCAUGAAGAGAAAAUGGCAAACAUUAUUUUAUAGGGAGGUGAAUACUGAAAUGCUGACAUUUACUAAACUGACUGAAAUAAAUUCUUUUGAGUCUGAAAGAAAAUAAUUGAUAUUCAUGGUAGGAUAUAAAGAUGUUUAAUAUACUGCCUGAAACAACAGUACACAUUAAAAUUAUAUGGAAUACAAUUUGUAUUUUUCUUGGUGGAAAAUUGUAUGGCAUAGAUACUCAUUAGUCAGAACACUAUACAUCCAGACCAUGCCUGCUAAUUUGAGAGUCAUGUAUUAUUCUCUAGACAAUAGAUUCUUGUCUUGUUAUUCAUCUGAAAUCUAAGAAAUGCUACAUAAAGAUUGAAAAGUCAUGCAAUGUAUAGAUCACAGAACCUAAAUCUCUUGUAAUUGGGGUUUAUGUACAGUAUUUUAUGGUAGUUAUGGCAAAACUAUAAUGAAGACUUACAUCAAAAAAGUUUAUCUCAGAAAGCUGGAGUUUUCGUGAUUAUAACUUAUCAGUACAGCCUUUUGAAUUUGAAAAUAAAGUUAUGCUUUAUGUCAUGUUGUCAAAAGCUAGUUUCAUUGCCUUUCCCAGCAGUAGGAAAACGGUCAGUCAUUUCUUAAUUUCAGGCUUCAUGAGUCAGAAGCCCUCCCAAAUUGACUUUGGACUUUUAUUUCAUGACAUAAUGUAUCCAAAUGAUUUGUGAGUUGACACAAGAACCAAAGUUUCAUAAUUAUCUUCAAAUCAAUGAUAAUAUUAAAUGUGUUUUUUUUUCCUGAGAGAUUAUUAAAAUGAUAGUGGAUUUUGUAAUUGAUGGCAUUUUAGGAUUGAAAAGGUAAUGUGUUGUUGUUUUUUUAAACCAGUAAUAUAGAAAGGAUGCGAACUUCUUUUACCAAAGUAAAUUGAAAUAUGUCACUUUAGUCAUUUGCAAUUCAAUAGGCCCACUUGAAUGGAAGAGAAGGGGCAGCCCUAUAGCUAGCCUACUGUGAAUCGUGCCUUAAUGUGUGUUGUGUGUGAACUUCACCUGUUGUGUGUGCCAAGGUGGAAGAAAGGUUGAGAAACGUUGGUCUUCACUUUGUUGGGAGACAAAGGGUUGAGAUGGCUUCUUUUCACAGUGCUUCUUUUGACAUCUAUUAGCCAAGGAAUCCUGAUCUCUCUCUUCCCUCCCCCCUCCCUCCCCCUCAGGAGAGGGAAUUUAGGAUAAAUAACUGGACAUAAAAGCUCCUUUCUCUCCUUCAUUUGGAUUCAUCUUGCCUGCAGAGAGCCAAGCUUAACAGAUACAUAAGCUUGGCAGUGAAGGCUCCCUGCCUCUGUGGUUGGGCAGGACUGCCCAUGCUGGGUGAGUAGGUCUGUCUGAUUCUGGAUUUGAUAUUAGGUGGCCGUUGUUGGCAUGAAUCUAAAUUACAUCCUUUAACCUAGACUUCUUCAGCAAUACGUCCUCCAUACUGGUUCUCCACCUGCCUGACUCCUUUUGUCUCUCAAAUGCUUCACAAGUCAGGAGGGGGCAUGGGUACUAUAUGCCCCCUCCUAACCCCCGACAAAAAAUGAGUGCCUAUUAUAUUUCAAAGUAAGCACGACACAAAAACCAAAUUAGGAAAUUUUUUCUAAUUCUAGAUUUUUGUGGUAAACCAUGGAAAUUCUAUUGAAAUGGGUAAUGUUAAUUACAAGGUAACAUGUAAACAUUUGUCCAGGAUAUUUAAAAGGUCUACUGACUUGGAAUUGUGAUAGACCACAAUGUUGACUCUAGUUUUAAUUGGAAGGAAAGAAUUUGAGACAAACCAUGAUAUCCUCUGUGAACACGGUCAACUUUCUUACAUAUACUAAAAACACCCAUUAUAAACUUACAGUUUGAGGAGUUUAGACAUGUGAAUGCCUAUGCAAUCACCAUUACCAUCAAGAUACAGAAUAUUUCCAUCACCCAAAAAGUUCUCUUGGGCUCGUUUGAAGUCAUUCUCUUCCACCCCAACAACCAGUACUGUUCUGUUCCCUGUGAUUAUACGUUAGAUUUAACUUAUCUAGAAUUUCAAAUAAAUAUGUACUUUGUGUCUGACAUUUUUUGCUCAGUAUAAUACUUUUGUGAACCAUCCAUGUUGAGAUUUAUCCAUGUUACUGUGCAUAUCAGCAAUAUGUUCCUUUUUAUUGUGGAGUAUUAUUCUGUUGUGUGAAUAUACCACAAUUUGUAGCUUUUCAUAUUGUUGAUGGACAUCUAGGCUGUUGAUGAAUAUCUUGAGUUUGAUCUGUUAUGAAUAAAGCUGCUAUGUAUACUAGUAUGUGUUACAAGUUAGUGUGUGGAUAUGUUUUCACUUCUCUUGGGUUAACUACUUGGGGGUGGAUUUGCUGAGUUUUAUGGUAAAUAUAUAUGUGACUGUAGAAGAAACUGACAUUUUUCCAAUUUGUUUUGUACCAGCAAUGUAUUAAAAAGUUUUAGUUGCUCCAUC
Molecule: messenger RNA, 4370 nt
Organism: Myotis davidii
Lineage: Eukaryota; Metazoa; Chordata; Mammalia; Chiroptera; Vespertilionidae
Gene: TTC33
Product: tetratricopeptide repeat domain 33
Exons: 6
Coding region: 126-716 (196 amino acids)
Molecular function (GO): protein binding
Source: RefSeq, a predicted model, not a curated record